CGGCCAAAAGACAAUUCAACUCUAUGGCAGCCGAUAAUGAGAAUGUUUAUAUCGGGGAUUCUGAAGAGGAAAAUGAGGAAGACAUAUUUGAUACAAUGUGCGCGAUCUGUGAUGAUGGGGGAGAUUUACUUCCUUGUGAUGGGAGAUGCUUGAGAUCCUUUCAUGCGACUAAAGGAACUGGGAUUAGCUCCUUGUGUAAAACUCUUGGCUUCAUCGAUGAUGCUCAAGUCGAAGCUAUUCCCAGAUUCUCAUGUGACAAUUGUAAGUAUAACAUGCACCAAUGCUUUGCAUGCGGAGAGUUGGGUUCUUCUGACAGAGCUUUGGGUGCAGAGGUUUUUCCUUGUAUUUCUGCAACUUGUGGCCAUUUCUAUCACCCAAAAUGUGUAUCAAAACUGAUCCAUCGUGGUGAUGAAAGUCAGGCUCAAAAGCUUCAAGAGAAAAUUGCUGCAGGCGAAUCAUUUACUUGUCCUGUUCAUAAAUGUCUUAUUUGUCGGCAAGGUGAAGAUAAAGAGAUUCAUGAAUUGCAGUUUGCAGUCUGUAGACGCUGCCCUAAGGCCUACCACAGAAAGUGCUUACCAGUGUCUAUUUCUUUCAUCAGCGAUGAAAGUCGGAAUAUUAUCCAAAGGGCUUGGGAAGGUUAUUUGCCAAAGCGAAUCCUUAUAUACUGCAGGGAUCAUACCAUAGUUAGAAGACUUAAGACGCCAGCUAGAAAUCACAUAAAAUUUCCUGAUGGUGGACUGAAGAUGAAAGGGCUGCUUACAAACAAAGUGAGUGUUGAUGGUUUGAAGAGAAGUGCUACUUCUGAAAAUAAAGCAAAGGAUAAAGCUGUUGUGAAGAUGCCAAAAUCAGAUUAUGAUGUUUGGAGAAAAGGUAGAGUUGGUGUUGUCAGAGAAAGCUUAAAAAUUGGUGCUAUAAAAAAGGCAAACAGCGUUGGUGCUGUAAAGAAGUCAUUGACAACCAGCAAGUCCUCAAGUGAGAAAGUUGGAAAGGUCAUAGUGAAUAGGAGCUCACGGGAAGACAUUGUCCCAUCAUUUAAGUCAGGGCUAUAUUUGGAGAACAAAAGGCGGAAGAUUGUGGUUAACUCAAUCUCUGAUAAGAUUGGGAUGGCAAAAGAGAGAAAAUCAGCAAGCAGUGCAAUGGAAGAUCGAAUUUUGGCUUUUAUGCAACAAACCUCUUCCGAAUUUAAUGCCGAAAGAUUAGCGGGGAAGCAGAGCAUAUCAUCAUUAUAUGCUCCUGGUUCAAAGGUCAUUUUGGAUAAGACCAUAACACUGAGCAAGGUCGAGGGCUUUCUGAAGGCCAUUAGAACAGCAUUGCAAAAGCUAAAAGAAGGAUGUGCAAUGGAGGAAGCUAAAGAAAUAUGUGAACCAGGGAUCCUCCGACAGAUACCCAUAUGGAAGAAGAAGCUGAAAGUGUAUCUUGGACCAUUUAUUCAUGGUCCACGCUAUACAUCAUUCGGACGCCAUUUUACUAAAGUGGAGAAGCUUCAGGAGAUUGUGGAUAGGCUCCAUUGGUACGUGCAAAAGGGGGACACUAUAGUGGAUUUCUGUUGCGGUUCCAAUGACUUCAGUUGUCUGAUGAAAGAAAAGCUCGACAAAGUAGGGAAGCGCUGCUUUUUCAAAAACUAUGAUCUUUUCCCUCCCAAGAAUACUUUUCAAUUUGAGAAGAGAGAUUGGAUGUCUGUCAAUGUAGAUGAAUUACCAGAUGGGUCUCAAUUGAUUAUGGGCCUUAAUCCUCCUUUUGGUGUCAAUGCAUCUCUGGCGAAUAAGUUCAUCAACAAAGCUCUUACAUUCAAGCCUAAGCUCCUCAUUCUUAUAGUCCCACGAGAAACCAAAAGACUCGAUAUUGGAGCUGAUCCAUAUGAUUUGCUUUGGGAGGACUGUGAGCUGCUAUCGGGAAAGUCGUUUUACCUUCCGGGAUCCAUUGAUGUGCACAACAAACGGUUGGAGGAUUGGAAUCAAAUGUCUCCACCUCUGUACCUUUGGAGUCGCCAUGAUUGGACUCCCAUGCACAAGACAAUAGCUGAAGAGCGUGGCCACAUUUCCAAACGAGAAUAUAUUAGACAGGAAGAAACAAAUGCUGGAGCAGCCAUCUCAAACUAUCUGAUGGAAGAAAAGGAAGAAACAAAUGCUGGAGCAGCCAUCUCAAACUAUCUGAUGGAAGAAAAUUAUGAUUGCUAUCAGGAUUACUCCUCUGCAGUGAAUGCCAAUAUCGAUUUGUCCAGCAUAUUCGAUGAUUUUCCAGAUGAUGAUGCUGUCGAUGGAGCUAGCAACUCCCUAUCCAUUGCAAAUUUUAAGAGUACUCUGCAACAUGAAUCACUCAGAGCGUUCGGGACUCCGAUGGUACAACCACAAGGAGGAUUUUGGAAUUUCCAACCAAAUGAUUAUGGACAUGUUCCCAUGCAGCCUGAGCAUCGCAGGACUUUUGAAGUUCCAGGAAGGCAACCGCAACUCAGCCAUUGGAACCCGCAGCCAAAUUCUCAUGGUUCUCUGCAUCUAGGAGGUAUUACUUUACCUAACCAGCAAUCUGCCUCGCAGCAAUGGCAACACAGCCUUUGGAACCAGCAACCAAAUUCUCAUGGUUCUCUGCAUCCAGGAGGGUAUUACUUUACCUAAACAGCAAUCUGCCUCGCAGCCAUUUGGUCACGGACCGCCUUCCUCCAGUGAAAUAUCUGCCUCAAUUUCCCUUUGAAUAAAGAUACUUAAACGGCAUGCAUUUUGGAACCUCAGUGGCAGCAUAACUCUUUUUCUCGUCUUUUUAUCCUCUUCUUCUGAUGGUGACUUGUCCAUCCUCCCCUGCCCUUAAAAGACGACUUGGCUAAUUAAAAUCCACUUAGUGAACAUUACUUUCAUUUAUGUGUUUAAUGAGUGAAAUAGCGACGUAUGGAUAUAUUAG
Messenger RNA from Eucalyptus grandis, 2892 nucleotides. Its product is annotated as protein ENHANCED DOWNY MILDEW 2. The record is from RefSeq and is a predicted model, not a curated record. The transcript has 15 exons. Bases 24 to 2612 code for a protein of 862 amino acids. NCBI's taxonomy places the organism in Eukaryota, Viridiplantae, Streptophyta, Magnoliopsida, Myrtales, Myrtaceae.